Protopolystoma xenopodis is the source of this 216-nucleotide messenger RNA. Lineage: Eukaryota; Metazoa; Platyhelminthes; Monogenea; Polystomatidea; Polystomatidae. The record is from the annotation of a GenBank genome assembly.
AUGUUGGAAACGAAAAUGCCGCAUCUUCUGGGUCCGAGAAGGCAAGGCCUGAGAAGAGCCACUGACCAGUCGCUGACACCCAAUGGCCGGUGUCAUUUGAGCAUUGUUGCUGCUGCCGACAAACGACGUGAUCUCCUUGAGAAUGCGUCGUGCUUAUACAUAAUCGAAUGCAGACCCUUGUCUCUACGUGCCUAUGCUAAGGCAAGAGAGCUUUAG